AGAGAAAAAGAAGCAACGGCAGCUACCACCCAAAAAUAAAAAAUACAAAAAAAGUGCAGUGAGCGACGUGCAAAAAGACCGUGCCUUGUCUUGGAGCUUAUGAAUCGGUGACGUGAGCUGCGGGAUUUUCCAUAUUUUCCCCCCGUUCCAGCCCAAAUCCUGCCUGAAAAUGCAAUUGCUAUGGGACCCGCAAAGUGUGCAAUGGAAAAUUGCAAUUCUAAUUAUCGCAUUAGUCGCCGACGUGUCGUGCAUAAGAAAUGGCAAUGGUGAAGAAAAUCAAAUAUCUGUGAAGCUGAAAAACUUUUUUCCCUCGGAGCAGGAGGUGCAGGUAAAGGACAGCCAGAAUCCUCCAGAAACCUCAGCUAGGGUGACCUCUGGCGGUGGCUUUAGGCCCUCGCAAAUGCUGGAUUUCACGCCUUCGGAUGUAAUGCCGCAGGGCGGGAUCUUCAAUCGCUAUCCCCCCAGCUAUUUGGAGCCAAACUACAGGCAUGAAAUACCCAGUUCCUUGGGACAGCAGCAGCAGGUGGGCGCCCUGGACAAGCAGUUCUCCUUUCCCCAGGAAUCGCAUUUCCAGAGCACGCCUUUGCCCACCACACCGGUGGUCAGCUAUCUCGAUCCUUAUACCCAGCAAAACUAUGGCUAUACGCCCACUCCACCCUCCAUAAUUCAGUAUCAACGAGAGCAAGUACCUCAAGAUGAUCAGGCCUACACCGUGCAAUCUUCCCUCCUGGUGGGUGGAAAUCAUCAACAACAACAGCAGCACCACCAACAGCAGCGUCCUGGUCACGUGGACGAGGUGUAUCUAAAGCGACCCGGCUAUGUCUUCGAUGAGAGUCCCCUGGCCUCAACAUAUCGACGACCCACAAGACCAGCCACGCCUGCCUUGCCACCACCGCCCACCACAGCCUCGCAGAAAAUCUCCUACGAUAGCCAUGAUUACCCACCGCCCAGCUAUGCGGCCCAGCAGACAUCCAAUUUUGUGCCCCAGCAGCCCAAGCAGCGACCGCUGUACCAGCGCCAAGAUAUCAAUGGGAAUCGGGGAGGAGGACCAGCGCCAGCGCCAGCCUCGUCUAAUUAUGCAAACAACUUUGAUAAUUAUUUGCAGCGGCCAAAACCCCAGCAGCAGCAGCAGGAGCAGGCGCAGAUACAGAGCCACAACCAGCUACAGCCGCAGUUUGGACACUAUCAAUACAAUCCCCAGAAUGGCGGAGCAGGAGGCGGAGCACCACCUGGAGCUGGCAUAUCCCAGCGACCCAGACCGGGACACAAUUACUACGAGUAUCAAAUUGGCGAGAUACCGCCACCACCACAGUCCCAACACUUCCAGCAGCCGCAGCAGCAGCAGCAGUUCAACUAUCGUCCUGCCAGUCAGUCAGCAGGCGGAGGAGGAGGAGGUAUGGGUGGUGGUUUGGCCACCCUGGCCUCGCUGCUCAGCUCCACGCAGCAGUAUGCACCGCAAUUUACGAAUCUCCUCUUGGGUGGAGGUGGUGGCUCUACAUCCUCCCAAUCAGCCAGUCCGUUGGGCAGCCUUCUCGGCGCUUUUGCUGGCACACAAGGAGCAGGAUACCCCAGUGGGGGUGGAGGCGGAGGAGGGCGACCAGCCAACACAAGACUCAUUAGGGCACUGGAGAACAUCGCUCGCAACGACGAUUUGCAGUGCGUGCCCAAGGUGCUCUGCCAGAUGAUUGCCGGUCAAACGUUACGUGGCCAAUUGCCCGGAUUCGUUACCUCCCCGGCCAUAACCAAUUUCCUGGCUGGUUUCCCUGUGGCCUCACCUGCCCUAAUUUAUGGAAGAGCUGCACUCUUGGGCUUGAGUGGAGGGGAUAGAAGCUGCAUCCAGACCUACGAGAAGUGUCCCAAAAAUGAGAUGGAAAUAAUUCAUUACCUAAACAACCAUCGCGGUGGCUUCUUCAAGUUCUUCAGUGAACCAGAGGAGAAGCCCGAGGCUUCGCUUCAAGGCGAAGGAGGAACUGGCAGCCUGUUCAGCAUUCUCUCAGCUCUAACUGGAGGUGGCGGUCAAACCUACACCACCCCCAGACCCCCACCUAGACCCACCCAGCGACCCACCACGGAUAUAACCAGUGGCAUUGGCAGCUUCUUCACUCAAGUGCUGUCCGAAUACCUGAAUGGUGUGGAGUACCAACGGAGAAGGCGAAGAAGGAGUCUAAACCUGAAUGAUGACUUCCACGACGAAGAGGAUAAUCUGGACACACAGUCGGGUCAACAGCAGCUGGUCAAGUUCCAGGAUGAUGAAGAGGAAGAGGCUGCCAAGGCUCACACCGAACUAAUUGGAGUGCUGCAGUUUCCCGAAAGCGAAGGCGAAGGUCGAGUGGUUACCUUUAAGGACAUUCAAAGUGAGGAAGAGCACGAGGAUGGAGCAACAAUACGCUUUCCGGAUGCCACACCAGCGGAUGUUAUCAGGGAAUUUAACCGUGAUGCCGCCCAAAGGAAGCUAAGAUUUCCCCAGGAAAAGGAUGAAGAAUCGAAAGCUGAAAAUGUUAGGAGAGCCAAGCAAUUGUCCUUGAUGGAAGGUUGGAAGGCUGUCCUGCCUAAUGGCCUGGCGGAAUCAGACUUUGGCGUGGAUAAACGCAGAGGUAAAAGGAUAGUAUUUCGGGAUACCAACGAGCAUCCAGAAGAGGAGAGAUUGCAGGAGGAGAGGUUAAGGGAAGAAGAGCAGUUUAGAGAAGCUGAACUUAGGGAGCUUAGGGAACUGCAAAUCAGAGAAGAAUCUUAUCGGGAAGAACAACUUAGAGAAGAACAACUGAGAGAAGAUCAAAGAAUUCGUGAGGAACAGCUGCAAAUACAACGCCUUCGUGAGCUGCAACUAACCCAGCAGAGCUUCAAGGAAGAUUCUCUCCCCCCAAAUGCUGUCUACGAUGAUGCAGCUCCUCCUCAACGAGGAGCUCGGGUUAUAUUUCCCGACCACUAUGAACAGCACAUUCGCAAAGGCAAGAUCCUGAAUCGACCCACAUAUGCGCCCACCUACGAGUACAAUGACCUGGGCGAGGCCAAGGAGGAUCGCCUGGUGGUGAGCAGUCACUACCGACUGGAAGGUGGUUUUAACUCCCUAAACCGCGGUGAAUUUAUGCCGGGAAAUCAUGUGCGUUUUGUAGAUUCUGCGGCUAGUGAAAGACCCCAGCACUACAACUAUCCAAACACAAAUUACAUCAGCGACAACAGAUAUGGAAGCGGAAGUCAAAAGCCCACGUAUCGGGAGGAUGACAAGAACAUUUAUGUGACCAACUCGCAGGGUGUUAAUGAGUACUACAUACGACCCGAUGGCAGAAAGGUUUAUUUUAAAACAGGUUAGGUUUAUAGUUGGAUUUAGGAAAUAACAACUGUAGGAUUUUAUUUUAAAGAAAGAAAAAUGUGAGGAAAGAAAAACAGAAAGGCAAAACCUUGAAAUCUUAUAAAUAAGCUAUGUAGUUAUAGUACAAUGGGUCUUAAAUUCGUACAAGUUGCUUACAAAAGGAAAUAGAAAUUGUAGGAAUGGAUUGCUUGUAUUAAAAAAUCGUAUUUUAAUAUUUAAAUAUUGAAGAAAUAUGAC
Messenger RNA from Drosophila kikkawai, 3547 nucleotides. RefSeq lists its product as uncharacterized. NCBI's taxonomy places the organism in Eukaryota, Metazoa, Arthropoda, Insecta, Diptera, Drosophilidae. The record is from RefSeq and is a predicted model, not a curated record.